CAAAGAUUCUUAAAGAUAAUAUUGAACCAUGGAUAACUGGUAAUUAUAAUGAAAUAUGGGUAUAUCUUGAUUCAAAGGAAUCGAUGCAAUUAUAUAUUGGAAAAUAUACUGUUCAAAUAUGGUGUAAAAUCGAGAAAAAUGAAAAAUUUGUUCUUAAAUAUUUUUGGGCUAACAAAGAUUAUAAAAAUAAAUAUUCAUUACGAAUAUUAGAAUUAGAUAUUUAUAACAAUGAUUUUUUUCUUAAACUAGAAAAUAACAUUCAGAUUAAAUGGUCUUAUAAUGACAAAAAUAAUAUUAAUUUAAUGAAGCAUGCUUGUGAUGCCUUUGUAUAUCUAAAUUAUCAAAGAUAUCAAUUAAUCAGAUAUGAGAAUCAGCAUAGUAAAUAA
Messenger RNA from Funneliformis caledonium, 386 nucleotides. The record is from the annotation of a GenBank genome assembly. Lineage: Eukaryota; Fungi; Glomeromycota; Glomeromycetes; Glomerales; Glomeraceae.